ACACAUAGCCCACAGUACCUGGACACUUUGGACGGUGGAGUCGGUAGAGCCACAAUGGAGGUGUUUUCUUCCCGUGACAGUCCGGUGCUUCGCAGGUGAUUAAUACCGAAAGCUAGAGAUAAACCUGGAGCCCUGCGUAACGAAACAAGGAUAGGAGCUUUUUUAAGAUGGAUACCUCUAAACUUCCAAAGAUCAAGGAUGAGGAGCGAGAAAGUCAGUUUGGAUACGUACAUGGAGUCUCCGGACCAGUGGUGACAGCCACUGCGAUGGCAGGAGCUGCCAUGUAUGAACUGGUUCGGGUGGGUCACAGUGAGCUGGUGGGAGAAAUCAUCCGUCUGGAGGGAGACAUGGCAACAAUCCAGGUCUAUGAGGAGACUUCUGGUGUGUCUGUGGGUGACCCUGUCCUUCGAACAGGGAAACCCCUCUCUGUGGAGUUGGGUCCAGGAAUCAUGGGCUCCAUUUUUGAUGGUAUUCAGCGUCCAUUGAAAGACAUCAAUGACCUCACUAAAAGCAUUUACAUCCCAAGGGGAGUGAACAUUGGAGCUCUUAACAGAGAUGUCAAAUGGGAGUUUACUCCUGGACAAAGUCUACGGGUUGGCAGUCACAUCACAGGUGGUGAUAUCUAUGGCAUGGUGUUUGAAAACUCCUUAAUAAAGCACAAGCUGAUGCUCCCACCUCGCAACAGAGGAACUGUCACCUACUUGGCACCACCUGGACAUUAUGAUAUUUCUGAUGUAGUUCUGGAGCUUGAAUUUGAAGGGAUUAAGGAGAAGUUCACCAUGGUGCAGGUGUGGCCAGUACGACAGGUUCGCCCUGUCACAGAGAAGCUCCCUGCCAAUCAUCCACUCCUGACUGGUCAGCGAGUUCUGGAUGCCCUCUUCCCUUGUGUACAAGGUGGUACCACUGCUAUACCUGGUGCUUUUGGUUGUGGAAAGACGGUGAUCUCACAGUCCUUGUCCAAGUAUUCCAACAGUGACGUUAUUAUCUACGUUGGGUGUGGAGAGCGUGGAAAUGAAAUGUCUGAAGUGCUGCGAGAUUUUCCAGAGCUCACUAUGGAAGUAGAUGGCAAGGUGGAGAGCAUCAUGAAGAGAACAGCAUUGGUUGCUAAUACAUCCAACAUGCCUGUGGCUGCCAGAGAGGCAUCCAUUUAUACAGGGAUUACACUGUCUGAAUACUUCAGAGAUAUGGGCUACAACGUCAGCAUGAUGGCUGACUCGACAUCUCGAUGGGCUGAGGCUCUGAGAGAAAUUUCAGGAAGAUUGGCUGAAAUGCCUGCUGACAGUGGAUAUCCUGCAUAUCUGGGUGCCAGACUCGCCUCUUUCUACGAACGUGCUGGACGUGUGAAGUGCCUGGGAAACCCAGAGAGAGAGGGCAGCGUCAGCAUCGUAGGAGCUGUGUCGCCCCCUGGUGGAGACUUCUCAGAUCCUGUCACUUCAGCCACUUUGGGAAUUGUUCAGGUGUUCUGGGGUUUGGACAAAAAGCUGGCCCAGAGAAAACAUUUCCCUUCUGUAAACUGGCUGAUCAGCUACAGCAAGUACACGCGUGCACUGGAUGAAUAUUAUGAUAAACAUUUCCCUGAGUUUGUGCCCCUUCGUACGAAAGCUAAGGAGAUUCUGCAGGAGGAAGAGGACCUGGCUGAAAUUGUGCAGCUUGUUGGCAAGGCUUCUCUUGCUGAGACUGAUAAGAUCACUCUGGAAGUCGCUAAACUUAUCAAGGAUGACUUCCUUCAACAGAAUGGUUAUACCCCAUAUGACAGGUUCUGUCCUUUUUACAAAACCGUUGGCAUCCUCUCCAACAUGAUUGCUUUUUACGACAUGGCCCGUCACGCUGUGGAGUCCACAGCCCAGAGUGACAACAAAAUCACCUGGGCCAUGAUCAGGGAGCACUUGGGAGAGAUCCUGUACAAGAUCAGCUCCAUGAAGUUCAAGGACCCAGUUAAAGACGGCGAAGCUAAGAUCAAAGCCGAGUACGCCCAGCUGCUGGAGGAUAUGCAGAAUGCCUUCCGAACCCUGGAGGAAUGAGCCUCUUCACCUUCCUCUCCCAAACAUCCCAAUCCUAGUGCAGUGCAACAUCGUGCAGAAUUCUUGGCCCGUGGUCUCGAUGUCAUGUGACCUUCCUCAUUCUUCUGUGUUUACAUCCCUUUAAUCAUUCCAUAAGCUGCACAGAUUUGUUUUUUUUGUUUUUUUCUUUUGUAUUCAUCUGUUCCAACAAUGCAGCGCUGGAAUCUACAGGGCACAAAAAUACUCUGACACUGUAGCGACACAUUUGCUGAGCCCAUUGCAUAGCACACAGAGAUCACUACACCAUCAUGUUGUGGUUAAAUAUAGUGGGCCCUAAUCAGGUGCUGCACUGGCACUUAACUUCUAGCUGCAACAAAGAGAGGAAAGGGACAUUUCUGUCCCCCAUGAUGUGAUUGUUACAGAUGAAUCAAGUGGAAAUAUGCACAUGGGUAAAGGGACAGAUGCAGUGUGUUAUUUCAGGGGGUUAAAGGCAUUCUUUCACCUCUUACCUCGUACGUGUGAUAGUGACGAUUAAACAAUAUACUUGAUAUAUAAAUGUGUGUGUAUAAAAUGUGAAUGAAUGGGGAUGUUAGAUCUGUGAUGUAUCAGGUGUUUCUAUUAUGCUGUUGUGUUCAUGGUAUGCUGUUGUGUCCAGAAUAAAUGUAGAGAAAUCACA
Molecule: messenger RNA, 2676 nt
Organism: Sphaeramia orbicularis (orbiculate cardinalfish)
Lineage: Eukaryota; Metazoa; Chordata; Actinopteri; Kurtiformes; Apogonidae
Product: V-type proton ATPase catalytic subunit A-like
Exons: 15
Coding region: 168-2021 (617 amino acids)
Biological process (GO): proton transmembrane transport; ATP metabolic process
Cellular component (GO): lysosomal membrane; proton-transporting V-type ATPase, V1 domain
Molecular function (GO): ATP hydrolysis activity; proton-transporting ATPase activity, rotational mechanism; ATP binding
Source: RefSeq, a predicted model, not a curated record